Messenger RNA from Pristis pectinata (smalltooth sawfish), 10534 nucleotides. RefSeq lists its product as uncharacterized. Bases 155 to 9664 code for a protein of 3169 amino acids. The record is from RefSeq and is a predicted model, not a curated record. Lineage: Eukaryota; Metazoa; Chordata; Chondrichthyes; Rhinopristiformes; Pristidae. The transcript has 21 exons.
CUCACGUGGGGCAGGCGGCGCGGCGGAUGUGCAGGAGGCUCCGCGCGGUGCCCGGAUGCCCAGGGUUUAGGAGCGUGUACAGGCAGGACACUGUGGGCAAACAUUGACAGAGUGAGUGGAUUCAUCAGGACCUGAGUUCUGCCGGUCUUUGGCCAUGGAAGGAGAUCCAAGUGUGGAGGGGCCCCACAUUUGUUCGGUGUGUGGCCUGAGCUUCAACGGACUGGCCGAGGUAGAGGGUCACAUGACCAUGCACGCCAAGGAGAAGCGCUAUGAGUGCGACGUGUGCGGCAAGGCCUGGCUCUACCCGUGCCUGCUGGAGACCCAUCGCCGGGUCCACACCGGCGAGCGGCCCUUCACCUGCUCCGAGUGCGGCAAGGGCUUCACCCGCUACGACAGCCUCCUGAGACACUAUCGGGUCCACUCCGGCGAGAGGCCGUUCAAUUGUUCCGACUGUGGGAAGGGCUUUAAAACGGCCCAGGAUCUGAAGAUACACCGAAGGGUGCACACCGGGGAGAGGCCGUUCACCUGCUCAGUCUGCGGGAAGGGCUUUGCUCAGUCCUCCGGCCUGCUGAGGCACCAGCGGGUCCACUCCGGCGAGCGGCCCUUUCAGUGCUCCGACUGCGGCAAGAGCUUCAAGACCUCUCCAGACCUGAAGGUGCACUGGCGGCUUCACACCGGCGAGCGGCCCUUCAUCUGCAUGGAUUGUGGGAAGGGAUUCACCCGCUCCAACAGCCUGCUGGAGCACCAGCGCAUCCACACCGGCGAGCGGCCCUUCACCUGCUUCCAGUGCGGCAAGGGUUUCACCCACUCCUCCAAGCUGCUCAGCCACCAACGGGUCCACACCGGCGAGCGGCCCUUCACGUGCCCCAUCUGCGGGGAGCGGUUCACCCUUGCCUCCCACGCCCUGGCCCACCAGCGGGUCCACACCGACGAGCGCCCCUUCGAUUGCCCUUUCUGUGGCAAAAGCUUCAAGACCACCCAGGACCUCAAGGAGCACCGGCGGGCCCACAACGGCGAGCGGCUCUUCAAGUGCUCCCACUGCGGCAAGAAGUUCAAGACCCCACGGGGCCUGAAGGAGCACCAGCGGGUGCACACGGGCGAGCGCCCCUUUGUCUGCUCUGAGUGCGGCAAGGGCUUCACCCGUAUGUCCAGCCUGUGGCAGCACCGGCGCAUCCACAGCGGGGAGCGGCCCUUUCCCUGUGCCAUCUGCGGCAAGGGCUUCACCCGCUUGGAUCACCUACUGGAACACCGGAGGGUGCACACUGGGGAAAAGCCCUUCACCUGCCCCGUUUGUGAGAAGGCCUUCGCCCGCUCCUCCAGCCUGCUGGCCCACCGCACCGUCCACACCGGCGAGAAGCCCUUCACCUGCCCUGUGUGCGGCGAGCGCUUCGCCCGCUCCUCCAGCCUGCUGGCCCACCGGCGGGUCCACACUGACGAGAAGCCCUUCAAGUGCUCUGUCUGCAGGAGCGGCUUUAAAACCUCGCGGGACCUGAAGGAGCAUCGGCGGGUCCACACCGGCGAGCGCCCCUUCACCUGCCCCGAGUGCGGCAAGGGAUUCGUCCAGUCCUCCCACCUGAUGGAGCACAGGAGGAUACACAGUGGCGAGCGCCCCUUCACCUGCCCCGUGUGCGGCCGCGGCUUCACCCAGUCCUCCAACCUCCUGCAGCACCAGCGGGUCCACACCGGCGAGCGCCCCUUCGUCUGCCCCGUCUGUGGCAAGGGCUUCACCCACUCCUCCAGCCUCCUGCUCCACCAGCGCAUCCACACUGGGGAGAAGCCCUUCACCUGCUCCGUCUGCGGCAAGGGCUUCAAUCGCUCCUACACCCUGCUGGCGCACCGCACCGUGCACACCGGCGAGCGCCCCUUCACCUGCUCCGAGUGCGGCAAGGGCUUCACUCGCUCGGCCACCCUGCUGGAGCACCAGGCCGUCCACACCAGGGAGAGGCCCUUCUCCUGCCCCGACUGCGGUAAGGGCUUCGCCCGCUCCUCCAGCCUGCUGACCCACCGUGCCACGCACAGCAGCGAGAAGCCUUUCGCCUGCCCGAGUGCGGCAAGGGAUUCAGCCGCUCCUCCGGCCUCCUGGAGCACCAGACCGUCCACGCGAGGGAGAAGCCCUUCACCUGCUCAGAGUGCGGCAAGGGCUUCACGCGGUCGGCCAGCCUCCUGGAGCACCAGGCCAUCCACACUGGGGAGAAGCCCUUCACCUGCUCGGAGUGCGGCAAGGGCUUCACCCGCUCGGCUACCCUGCUGCAGCACCAGGCCUUCCAUACCGGGGAGAGACCCUUCACCUGCUCCGAGUGUGGCAAGGGAUACUCCCUCGUGCGGCGUCGGAAAUCGUCCAGUGGUUUCAAUGUCAAGUGCUCUGGCGUUUCAACCCGCGACGUGCUGCCCCGAUUCGAGUCGCAGGACCUCGCUCCGCCGUGACGCGUCUCCAACGUGUUCCCGGGAGAAACGGCGGAGAGGACGGUCUGGAGAGGGGCCAUUCGGUCCGUCGGGGCUAGCACAUGGCCGGCCGCUGGCGGGAGUCGUUGGCCGUCACGUGACGGGCGAGUCCGUUAAAGACCGACGGCCGCAGCUCGCGGGGGCGGCCUCUGAUUGGACGGUCCGCCGGCACGUGACGGGAGCGGCGUUUGACAUCAGUGCAUCAGGCAUUGAGAGCGGCCUCCGACACCGCGCCCUGUGGCCAGCUGCACUCAUCGCGUACCUGCCUCCAUGCCACAGUCCCCGAGCGGGCGUCCAUCACCUCGGUGGGAUUGGGGCACUUCCGGACUCGAACCCUGUACUUUACAUGUAUAUCUUAGGCGGGUCAGGUGUCCAAGGCGAGCCGACCCGUUCGGUCUUCGCAGUCGGGCAGAGACCCGCUGCUCACAGCAAGGGCCCGUAUGCGUACCGAGGGCAGAAAGACUCUGUGAGGAUUCUCCUGGACGCCCUUCCAGCUCGCUCACGUGAUUCUCGUAUCGGCCAAUCAGGCUCUCCACCAGGCGGGGCGGGUCCUCCAAUCAGCACCGCCGACCCCGCCGCUGCCCCGGGGCUUGUGCGCGGAGUGGUGGCGGGGGGUGUCCCACAGGUUGUGACGUCAGAGGACCGGGUCACGUGCCGGGCUGCGGACUGCAAGUGCAGCACUUACAGCAGACAAAUGAUGAAGCAACGUGAAUCAUCGGGGCCGGACUGUCAUCGAGGUUUGUCCUUGGAUGGAGAGAGAGAUGAGCACGGCUUAGAGGAACCCCAAACCUGUUCAGUGUGCGGACUUGGCUUCAGUCGACUGGCCGACAUGGAGUGUCACCCGAGCAGCCACGCCAGGCAGAAACGCUACAAGUGUGACGUGUGUGGCAAGGCCUGGCCUUUCCCUUAUCUGCUGGAGGCCCACCGCCGGGUCCACACCGGUGAGCGGCCGUUUGUCUGCUCCGUCUGUGGAAAAGGGUUUGCCAAGUCCAACAGCCUGCUGGCCCACGGCAUUGUGCACACCGGCGAGCGCCCCUUCACUUGCUCCGUCUGCGACAAGGGCUUCACCCAGUCCUCCAAGCUGCUCAGCCACCAGCGGGUCCACACCGGCGAGCGGCCCUUCGUCUGCCCUGUGUGCGGGGCGCGGUUCACCCUCUCCACCCACGCCCUGGCCCACCAGCGGGUCCACACUGACGAGCGCCCCUUCAGUUGUUCCUUCUGCGGCAAGGGCUUCAAGACGUCCCAGUAUCUGAAGGAGCACCGGCGGGUCCACACAGGGGAGAGGCCCUUCACCUGCCCCGAGUGCGGCAAGGGCUUCACCCGACUCUCCAGCCUGCGGCAGCACCAGCGGGUCCACACCGGGGAGCGGCCCUUCGCCUGUCCCGUCUGCGGCAAGGGCUUCACCCGCUCCUCCAACCUCCUACAGCACCAACGCAUCCACACUGGGGAGAAGCCCUUCACCUGCCCUGAAUGCAGCAAGGGAUUUAGCCGGAUGGAUCACCUGCUCAAACACCAGAGGGCAAGUGGGGAGUGUUCCAACACUCUCUACCCUGUGAAGGCGAGUGGGGAGUGUCACGUCGCUCUCUACGCUGUGAAGGCGAGUGGGGAGUGUCCCGUCGCUCCCUCCGUUGUGAAGGCGAGUGGGGAGUGUCCCAUCGCCCUCCACCCUGUGAAGGCGAGUGGGGAGUGUCCCGUCGCCCUCCACCCUGUGAAGGCGAGUGGGGAGUGUCCCGUCGCCCUCCACCCUGUGAAGGCAAAGCUCGGCUUCUUCCUAGAAAUGGCCGUCCGCUCGUUCGAUUCCGACGAUCAACCACCGACGCCGGCCGGUGCCCCCAUCCUGUUUCUCGCAGUCGUACCUCGAGAAUCCGGCGAUGUUUCCCGCGCCGCUUGCGGGCGGGCGAUCCGUCCAAUCAGAGCCCGGGAUUCCUCCCCGGCAACCGCCCGCGCGCUGCGGCCGUUCGGUUCCAACCGCCGCUCCCGUCACGUGCCGGCGGACCGUCCAAUCAGAGGCCGCCCCCGCGAGCUGCGGCCGUCGGUCUUUAACGGACUCGCCCGUCACGUGACGGCCAACGACUCCCGCCAGCGGCCGGCCAUAUGGCCCCACGUGAUUUGUCCAGCCAUGGCCAUUCCCCUGCCUGCCCGCAGCGACCCCUCUGCCUAUGGGAUCUACCUGUGCAAAGAGCCGCGCUUCAGCUGCGGGCAGUCGGGGAGAGUUAGCGUCACCCUGCUGCUGGCAUCCCAUUGGUCAGACCUCCCGGCUGUAGGCGGGUCCCGCCCGCCCGCCCGUGUCAAUCACUGCGGCGCGGCGGCCGCGUCACGUGGGGCCGGUGACGUCGGUCGGGCCGCGCGUCACGUGGGCGGGAGGUGCUCGGCUGUCGGACGGGCAGGUGGGUGCUCCGACUCACACGUCCGGCCCCGGAGAGCGAGUGCCCCCCCUCUCCCAGCUGUUGCCCGGCCCCGCCACGCACAGGAAGAUCCCGCCGGCGAGGGGGUGGCAACGCGCAGGCGCGGGGAUGGCCCGGGAGACCUGCUCUCCCUCGGCCUUUCACCCAUGGAGGGAGGGAGCCCCGCAGAGGACCUCCACCUCCACUCCGUGUGCGGGCUGGGCUUCAGCCAAUCAGCUGAGGCCGAGAGUCACAUGACCAGCCACGCUAAGGAGGACCGCUAUGAGUGCGACGUGUGCGGCAAGUCCUGGCUCUACCCGUGCCUGCUGGAGGCCCACCGGCGGGUCCACACCGGGGAGAAGCCCUUCGUCUGCCCUGUCUGUGGGAAGGGUUUCACCCAGUCCUGCAACCUCCUGGAGCACCAGCGCACCCACACCGGCGAGCGGCCCUUCACCUGCCCCGUGUGCGGCAAGGGAUUCGCGCAGUCCUCCGGCCUCCUGCAGCACCAGCGCACCCACACCGGCGAGCGGCCUUUCGCCUGCCCUGUCUGUGGGAAGGGCUUCACCCGCCCGUCCAGCCUCCUGGCCCACCGCACCAUCCACACUGGGGAGCGCCCCUUUGCCUGCCCCGUGUGCGGCAAGGGCUUUGCCCGCUCCGACAACCUGCGGGAGCACCGGAGGGUCCAUAGCAGUGAGCGCCCCUUCACCUGCUCCGUCUGCGGCAAGGGCUUCCUCCAGUCCUCUAAGCUGCUCAGCCACCAGCGGGUCCACACUGGCGAGCGGCCCUUCAUCUGUCCCGUCUGCGGGGAGCGGUUCACCCUCUCCUCCCACGCCCUGGCUCACCAGCGGGUCCACACCGAUGAGCGCCCCUUCGCUUGCCCUGACUGCGGCAAGGGCUUCAAGACGUCCCAGUACCUGAAGGAGCAUCGGCGGGUCCACACCGGGGAGAGGCCCUUCAUCUGCCCCGAGUGCGGCAAGGCCUUCGCCCGGACCACCAGCCUGUUGGAGCACCAGGCCGUGCACACCGGCGAGCGCCCCUUCACCUGCGCCGAGUGCGGCAAGGGCUUCACCCAGUCCUCCAGCCUGCGCCGGCACCAGCUCGUCCACACUGGGGACAAGCCCUACACCUGCGCCGAGUGCGGCAAGGGCUUCACCCGCACUUCCAACCUCCUGGAGCACCGCAUGGUCCACGCCCGGGACGAGAUGGUCGGCCGCGGGGAGGGGCUCUCCCCGGCAGACCGCCGGCGGGCUCAGGGCGGCGGGAAGCCCUACUCCUGCCCCAUCUGCAGCAAGGCCUUCGCCCGCUCCUCCAGCUUGCUGGAGCACCAGACUGUCCACACCGGGGACAAGCCCUUCACCUGCUCCGAGUGCGGCAAGGGCUUUACCCGCUCCUCCAGCCUGCUGGCCCACCGGACGGUCCACACCGGCGAGCGCCCCUUCACCUGCCCCGAGUGCGGCAAGGGCUUCACCCAGUCCUCCCACCUCCUGGAGCACAGGAGGAUCCACACCGGUGAGCGCCCCUUCACCUGCCCCAUCUGCCGGAAGGGUUUCACCCAGUCCUGCAACCUCCUGCAGCACCAGAGGGUCCACACCGGCGAGAAGCCUUUCGUCUGCCCCGUGUGCAAGAAGGGCUUCUCGCAGUCCUCCAGCCUCCUGCUCCACCAGCGCAUCCACACUGGGGAGAAGCCCUUCACCUGCUCUGUCUGCGGCAAGGGAUUCAAUCGCUCCUCCAGCCUGCUGGCCCACCGCACCGUGCACACUGGCGAGCGCCCCUUCACCUGCUCCGAGUGCGGCAAGGGCUUCACCCACUCCUCCAGCCUGCUAGCCCACCAGACCGUCCACACCGGCGAGCGCCCCUUCGUGUGCUCCCAGUGCGGCAAGGGCUUCACCCACUCCUCCAACCUGCUGAAGCACCAGCGCAUCCACCAGGGUAGGAAGUGCCCCACCGACGGAGAGCCUCCCCCUGCCGAUGCCAGUGGCUUCGGGAUGGGGAGCGCGGGAGGGCUAUCGCCGGAUGCCCUGGCCUGCUGGAGGAGGGGAUUAAAACAAAAAAAGAAGCGACGUUAUUGCGGCUGCCCCCACGUUCGCCCGUCAACCGACCUUGCGUGCGUCCCGCUAACUGACGGGAGCCGCCGGCCAAUCGGCAGGGCCGGCUGCGGAGACCUGCAGCCAAUCGGGAGGCUGGUGGGCGUGUUCCCCGCGGCGAUGACCCAGCCCGUCUUCACGCUGCGCUGCCUCAGGAAGGGGAAGCAGUCUGGCCGGGGACGCCUGCCACCCCGGCCGUUCCCUAUUCUCUCCUCUCAGAAGGUAGAGCAGCUGGAAAGUCCAGGACCCCCACUGCGGGCCCGGCGUGAGCGGAGGAUGGGGAGCCCGGAGCGCGCGGAGCUGCCGGAGAGCCAGGAGGACGAGGGAGGAGACCCCAGUGCCGACAAGCUGUACAUCUGCUCGGGCUGCGGGCUGGCCUUCAGGCAGUCGUCGGACCAGGAGAGCCACCGGUGCACCCCGUCCACCCAGCCGCCCUUCCACUACCUCUACCCGGCCGGGCCGGGACUGCCGGACAAGCCGUUCGCCUUCUCCCAGCCUCUCCGCCUCCUGUGCCCGGCCGGGCUGGAGCCUGCCGCAGGCGCUCUACCCCUGCGGUGCCUGCGGCCGCAUCUUCGGACGCUCCUCCACCUGGCCCGCCACCGGCGCAGCCACACCGGCGCCCAGCCCUACCAGUGCGCCGACUGCGGCAAGCGCUUCAACUACCCCUCGGAGCUGGAAACCCACCAGCGGGUCCACACCGGCGAGCGCCCCUUCACCUGCUCCGUCUGCGGCAAGGGCUUCACCCAGUCCUCCAACCUGCUGACCCACCAGCGGGUCCACACCGGUGAGCGCCCCUUCACCUGCGCCCUCUGCGGCAAGGGCUUCACCUGCUCGUCCAAGCUGCUGACCCACCACCGGGUCCACACCGAUGAGCGCCCCUUCUCCUGCCCUGACUGCGGCAAGGGCUUCAAGAGCUCCAAGGAGCUGAUGAUGCACCAGCGCAUCCACACCGGCGAGCGGCCCUUCACCUGCGCCCGCUGUGGCAAGCGCUUCACCCGCUCCUCCGACAUGCUGACCCACCAGCGGGUGCACACGGACCGCCGGCCCUUCGGCUGCCCGCUCUGCGCCAAGCGCUUCAAGAGCGCCAAGGAGCUGACCCAGCACGAGCGGGUGCACACUGACGAGCGGCCCUUCCGCUGCACCCGCUGCGGCAAGCGCUUCAUGUACUCCUCCAACCUGCUGCGGCACCCAGCGCAUCCACACCGCCAGGGGCGAGGCAGAGGGGCAGGGGCUGGCUGGCGAGGGCUGCUGAGCCGGGGCGGAGGGUGGUGGGGGGAGGGUGACGGCCAGAGUAAACGCCACCUCCCGGACACCAGAGGGGUACAAGGAGCCCUGAUCUCCUUCAAUGUCGUGACCACCAUUGGAAAUAUCUGCACUGAAGACCUGAACUCUGGCACAGUAACUCCCGAACACGCCCUAUGCCGGCAAGUGCGCAUGUCGGGGCUGCCGAGCAUGCGCGGAGGCGGCGACGGGCGCGGCCAGCCGACGGGUGAGCGAUGGCGGCGGCGGCGGCGGGCGACCUCCGGGGGAGGCGGCGGGCGGGCUGCGGGGGCGCCGGCUCCAACCUCCGGCCCCCCGGUGAAGGCGGCGGCAGCUCGGGGGCGCGCCGGAGGCCGAGCCCGCGCUCGGGGGCGCGCCGGAGCGCGGCCGCUCAGGGCGCAUGCGCGGCGGCGGGGUGCGGGGCGGUUUCCCGCGCGCGGGCGGUUGUGGCACAAACCAUCCAGUCCAACCAAGUCCCACACCCCACGGGCACGGCGGAGGAGGAGGAGGAGGAGUCCCUCUCCCACCCACCCACCCCCACAGACGCCGCUCGACCUGCUGAGAUCCUCCAGCGGAUCCCCUGCCGCCGAGGAAGAGGAGGAGGCUGCCCUACCGGGGAGAAGACAUCUCGGAGCUUCCACCGAGGGACAGAGAGAGACAGAGACGUCGGGCGAAGGGAAGGAAGGAAGGAGGGAGGGAGGGGAGGAGGGAGGGGACUUCCUUGAGACCAUGGAGGAUGUCGCUCCGCUUCCGGAGAGCGAGGGGAACGGCCGGGAGCCGUUCUCCUGCUCGGUGUGCGGCAAGCGCUUCCGCCGGGCGGCCAACCUGCUGACCCACCGGCGGGUGCACACGGGCGAGCGGCCGUUCCCCUGCCCCGUGUGCGGCAAGCGCUUCGCCCAGUCCUCGCACGUCCUGCGCCACCGGCGCACCCACACCGGCGAGCGCCUCUUCGCCUGCCCGUCCUGCGGCCGGCGCUUCGCCCAGUCCUCACACCUGCUGCGCCACCGACGGGUGCACGCCCCCGCCCCCGGCGCCCACCCCUGCCCCGACUGUGGCCGCCGCUUCGACGGGCCGGCCGAGCUGGUGUCCCACCGGCGGCGCACCCACGCCGGCGAGCGCCCCUUUCCCUGCCUGGUCUGCCAGCGGCGCUUCCCCCGCUCCUACGACCUGCUGGCUCACCGGCGGGUCCACACCGGCGAGCGGCCAUUCCCCUGCCCCGAGUGCGGCAAGCGCUUCGCCCAGUCCUCCUACCUGUCCACCCACCGGCGGGUCCACACCGGCGAGCGCCCCUUCGCCUGCCCCGAGUGCGGCAAGCGCUUCGCCAACUCCUCCAACCUCGCCUCGCACCGGCGCACCCACGGGCAGCGGGGGGACCCUCUCCCUCCCUCCCACGGCCCCUCUCCCUCCCCCCCCCGCCCAGACCGAGGAGCCCGGAGGCGCCGAGCGCCCCUUCGCCUGUUCCGAGUGCGGCUCCACCUUCGCCCGGCUCUCUGACUUGUCCCAACACCGACAUGCCCACCACUGAGGGUCCUCUCCUACCGCCCCUCCCCUCCGUCCCUCCCUUUACGGACACUCUGCCCCCCCCGUCCCUCCCUCUCCCCCUUCCAUCUCCUACCAUUCCCCCCUCCUCCCCUCUCCCCAUCCCCCUCCCUUCUCUCUCUCCCCCCCCCCCCCCAACCCCCUCCCUCCUCCACGCUUCUGGCCUGUCUCCGUUCACGUCCUGCUCUGGUUCCUCCGGAGCCGGGGGAACGGUUUGGGGUGGCCGGCUGAAGCGUCGGCCGGCCCGCCGGGGUGGGAGUGUGGAGCCGGGGUGGGGGGGGGGCGGGGAGCGGUCCGCAGCCGGAGGCCUGAGCCCGCUGCUGUUCUGGUACCGGCGACGGGAUCUGACCGACGUCCUGUCCCGGGGGCGAUGGGCUCCGAGCGGAAUGGACUCCUCUCCCGCCCCCCCCCCCCCGGUGAACACUCUGCGGGGAGGGCGGCCUCGCUCAGCCCUCUGGAGGAACGGCAGACACGCCUCCAGCUGGCCCUCGGAGUGGCGGGUUACCCUGCCAGGUGGAGCCCCACCUCGGCCGCUGUCUGUGGAGUUUGCAAGGUCCACUGCCCAAAAGACAACCAGGCGGGCAGGGAGACCCCCUCCCCUCUCUCACCCACCACCCCUCCCUCUCUUCCGAAGCCGCAGCGCGUCCGGUACGCAUUGGACCUGAAGGAAGCGCGGGUGUCGAUCCGGGUUUUCUGAGCAGAUGGAGCGCUAUGGGUGGGGGUUCGGUGUGGGUGGGGGUUCGGUGUUGGAGCGGAGAUGCAGCUGAGAGGUUUCCGAAUAAUUUGUACCGGUUUCUUCUGUAACUUACCGCCCAGGGGGCAAUA